This is a messenger RNA of Bipolaris maydis ATCC 48331, 1020 nucleotides long. RefSeq lists its product as uncharacterized. Lineage: Eukaryota; Fungi; Ascomycota; Dothideomycetes; Pleosporales; Pleosporaceae. The record is from RefSeq and is a predicted model, not a curated record. Gene Ontology annotation, molecular function: arylformamidase activity.
AUGCGGCUGAAUCCAAACGGCGAAGCCGUCACCUUCCCCAAGCGCUCAGCUCUUCCGCACGUAUCAGGCACCCCGAAAGGUAACGCCUGGUUCUGGGGCGGCUCCGACGAACUCGGCCGCUUGAACCUGCUCACCCCCGAACGAACACUUGUAACUGUACAAGAAAACGUCAAAACAGGCGAUUCCAUCUCUCUCGAUCUCCCCCUUAACGUCCCCGGCCCAGCUCUCUUCGGCCGCCAGGGAUUCAAACACCGCAUCCGAUCACCUGCCAAAGGCGCCUAUGAUGACGAAGUAUCGUACAACACGCAAAGCAGCACCCAGUGGGACGGCUUCCGCCAUUUUGCACACCCAACGCACGGAUGCCAUUACAAUGGCGUCUUGUCAGAUAGCAUCAUAACAAAUGUCAAUGAUGAAGGGGAAGAUGGCAAGGAUGCCCCUGAGCCCUCACGUAAACUGGGUAUAGAUGCUUGGGCGAAGAAGGGAAUCAUUGGGCGCGGCGUGCUCCUCGACAUAUGGUCUUGGUCGCAAAAACAAGGCAAAGAAUACAAUCCGUUUACCAGAUACGCCAUUACAGCCGAGAAUUUGAAGGCGUGCGCAAAGAGCCAGGGGACCGAGUUGCGCACAGCAGACAUUCUUUUGGUUAGGACCGGGUGGCAGGAAAAAUACAACACGUUGUCUGCGGCUGAAAAGGCGGAUUUAGCUGUGCUAGCGCUGGAUAAACAUUUCUAUGUAGGACUGGCAUCGGAUGAGGAGAUGAAGGAUUUCUUGCAUGAUGGAUAUUUUGCGGCGGCCGCGACGGAUUGUGUGGGUUUUGAGGUUUGGCCGCCGGCAACUUGGGAGGGGAGUUUACAUGCUAGUAUGCUUCCGCUGUGGGGGAUGCCGAUUGGUGAGCUUUGGAACCUGGAAGAGUUAAAGAAUAGGUGCGAGAAGGAGGGGAGGUGGACUUUCUUGCUUGUGAGCAAGCCGGCGGAUGUACCAGGCGGUGUGGCGUGUGCGCCGAAUGCUGUGGCGAUCUUUUAA